Chelonoidis abingdonii (Abingdon island giant tortoise) is the source of this 2318-nucleotide messenger RNA. RefSeq names its product G protein nucleolar 2 (gene GNL2). NCBI's taxonomy places the organism in Eukaryota, Metazoa, Chordata, Testudines, Testudinidae. Gene Ontology annotation, molecular function: GTP binding. Gene Ontology annotation, cellular component: nucleolus. The record is from RefSeq and is a predicted model, not a curated record.
CCCUCCGCCUGCGGGCAGCGACCGCAGAGCCCCGGCCGCCAGCGCUUGUGAAGCCCCGCUACAAGGGCCGGAGCAGCAUCAACCCGUCCCGCGCCAGCACCAACCCCGAUCGGGUGCUGGGCGCUGGGGGGCACAAUGUGCGGGACCGGGCAACCAUCCGGCGGCUGAACAUGUACCGGCAGAAAGAGCGCAGAAACAAUCGUGGUAAAGUGAUUAGGCCUCUGCAGUACCAGUCCACAGUGGCACCAGGAACAGUGGCAAGAGUGGAACCAAAUAUUAAAUGGUUUGGAAAUACCCGUGUGAUCAAGCAGUCGUCUCUGCAGAAAUUCCAAGAGGAAAUGGAGACUGUUAUGAGGGAUCCGUACAAAGUGGUCAUGAAGCAAAGCAGGCUGCCGAUGUCCCUUCUCCAUGAUCGAAUUAGACCUCAUAAUUCCAAGGUCCACAUUCUUGACACAGAAACUUUUGAAACGACCUUUGGCCCCAAAUCGCAAAGGAAAAGACCAAAUCUUUCUGUGAGUGAUGUGCAGUCUCUUCUGGAGAAUGCUGAGGCCUCCGCAGGGACCUAUGACCAGGGCAAGGACCGAGACCUGGUGAUGGAAGAUACUGGAGUGAGGGAUGAAGCACGAGAGGAGAUCUACAAGAAGGGACAGUCCAAAAGAAUCUGGGGCGAGCUUUACAAAGUGAUUGAUUCGUCUGAUGUUAUUGUGCAAGUUCUUGAUGCUAGAGAUCCCGUCGGGACUCGUUCCCCACAUGUCGAAUCUUACCUCAAAAAGGAGAAAUCGUGGAAACAUCUAAUUUUCGUCCUGAACAAAUGUGACCUUGUCCCUACUUGGGCCACCAAACGCUGGGUUGCAGUCCUCUCCCAGGAUUAUCCGACACUUGCUUUCCACGCCAGUCUCACAAAUCCCUUUGGCAAAGGAGCCUUCAUACAGCUGUUACGGCAGUUCGGAAAGUUGCACACAGACAAGAAACAGAUCAGCGUGGGCUUCAUUGGCUAUCCAAACGUUGGCAAGAGCUCAGUGAUUAAUACGUUACGAUCCAAGAAGGUCUGCAACGUGGCUCCCAUUGCCGGUGAAACAAAGGUCUGGCAGUACAUCACCUUGAUGCGGCGGAUCUUCCUCAUUGACUGUCCAGGUGUAGUUUAUCCAUCGGAGGAUACAGAAACUGACAUUGUGCUGAAGGGCGUGGUUCAAGUUGAAAAAAUAAAGAGCCCUGAAGACCAUAUCAGUGCAGUGCUUGAAAAAGCGAAGCCAGAGUACAUCAGCAAGACGUACAAAAUUGAUACCUGGAAAAAUGCAGAGGAUUUCCUUGAGAAGCUAGCCUUCCGGACUGGAAAACUGUUAAAAGGUGGAGAACCUGACAUGCAGACUGUGAGCAAAAUGGUCCUCAACGACUGGCAGAGGGGCCGUAUACCAUUCUUUGUUAAACCACCGAAUGCAGAGCCAGGCCCUCAGCCCUCAUCUUUAGAAGUAGCUGCAAUGCCAAGCCAAGCUGACAGUGAUGAGCAGAGCUCAGAGGCCGUAGCUUCGAACACGGAGUUGGUAGAGGAAGAGGAGAACAAAGCAAAUGCAGAAAUGAAGCAACUCAUGUCUCACGUCCGGCAGAACUUUGGGAAGAUUAAUGUGGCAACUCAUUUCUUGGAAGAAGACCUGGUUCCUGUAGAUAUGUCAGAUAUUGACAAGAUGGACAGUGAUCCUUCUGGAGGAGAGGAGGAGGAGGAGGAAGAGGAAGAACAGCAGCAAAACUUAGCUGAGGAUGACUUCAACUCCCAUGGAGAAGCUGCCAGGGAGGGCUCCAAGGCAGUUAUUGAGAUUUUGGAGGAAAAGAUUGCAAAAUACAAAAAAUUCCUGGCCAAAGCCAAAGCCAAGAGAUUCUCAGCAAUAAGAAUCCCCAGAGGGUUCAGUGAAAAGGUAUUCACAACAUCUGAGCAGAAGUCUGAAGAAACCAAAGAACCAGAGGCCAGAGGGUGCACCAAAAAGGGAAAGAAAAGGAAAGCACAAGAGGACGAGGAGGAGGAUGCCCUUCAGGGUGAAAAGCCUUGCAAGAAGCUUACAUCCAAAGAAAGGAGAAGAGCUGAGAGGCAGCAGCACACCAAGAAAGUUGGGGUCCGAUACUACGAAACUCACAAUGUGAAAAAUAAGAACAGGAACAAGAAAAAAAGUGACUCAGAGGGACAGAGAUCAAAACACAAGAAAUUUAAACCUAAGCAAUAACUGGGGCUUUUAUUAAAUGUAACAUAAACCAGUGCCUUUCACUAGCAGAGUUUUCUUCAUGUACAACUUGCAUUUCUAUAUUCAAAGCCAGCCUUGUGUCUUGAU